ACAAACAAUAAAAGACUUCCCCUCUCCAUUCUUCAAUUACAUAAACCCCAGAAAAUCUAAGCAAAAAAUCCCACAAAUUUAGAAAACAGAUCCAUCUUUCCUGCAAAAUUUGCAGCUUGAAAUUCGCUGGAAAAGAAAAAGCUUUUUCAAGAAUGGUGUACUCAUACACACCCACAUACUACAGCACACUCCAUGACUCCAUCACCUCUAUCUGCAAGAACAUCUUGCCGUUUUCCUUCAAGAAAAAGCGGCUGCCCGCGAUCGCGGCUGCAGAGCAGCGCCUCUCGAAGCAGCAGACCGAUAAUCUCAAAUGGCAGCAGGAAUCGUUCCACCAAAUACUCAACUUGAUGGGGCUCUGCAAGGAGGGCAUUCUGGGUGAACCAGAGGUCUCUGCUUUCAGAUCCCACCUCCUCGAGACCCUCAUCGCCGCCCCGGUUGAUCAUGAACACCCACCUAUUUUAAGGGAUAAGCUAAUCUUCUUACAGGAGUUGUUAUACGCAAAAUGCAUAUCGGAGGAGGAGUAUCAUUCAUCGAAGAGGCCGUUGUUGCAAAGGCUAGCAGUUCAGGGGGGUGAGAUUGAGGCAAGAAAUGUGAUUGUUGGGUCAAAGAUAGAGAUCUCAGAUGAAGAGUGGUCUGUCAUAGACUUGAAGGAUGAUAAAGAAGAGAGCAUGAAUUCGAAACCCAAACCCAAACCCAAACAAAAAGCAGCUAUGAAACAAAUCAAAGGAGCUGCUGCAUCAGCAUUAGGCUUUGCCAGAAGUGAAAAGAUAAAGGAAGAGAAUCUGAAGCCAUUCAACCCUUCUCAAUCUACAGAGAACCCGUUUUGGAGCGAAUCGAAGUCGAUUCUUAUGGCAGAGAGCUUGGGUCCUGAGCCCAGUGUGAAAGUUGAGAAGCAGAGUGGAGGGGAGAAGCCAAAGAGGAAACCAUUUAGAUCUCUGUUUCAAACAGAGGCGAGUGAGGAGAAGGAGAAGUCUGGGAAGAAACAAUGGGGAUUUGAUGGUUUCAAGAAGUGGAAGAAGAGUGAUUCUGAUGAUGAAACAGCUCCACUGUCACUGGCUGAGAAAUCAGAUGGAAAAGAAACAUACCGAGAACCCAUUGGGGAGGGACCGGACACGAAACAGAUCAAGAAGAAGCUGCUUCCCAAUGGGGCUCCUUCAGAUUUCUUCGUCGAUAAGGUUCUGGGGGAGAAUAUAAAGAAAGAAUUAUUGCAAAUCCAGACAAAACUCGGUGAAAAGAACUCUAGCGUUGAGUUCACGGAUGAUCAAAUAGAAGCAAUUUCAACUAGGCUCCCAGUAGACAAGGCUGACCUGAAAAAGUUCUUCCCCAAGCAAUGGUGUGAUAGGUAUGGAGAUGUUGUGUUGGAUGUGGUGAGGAAGGAAUUCAAGCAGCAUGUUGCAGAGAUGGGGAAUUCUUCGCGGGGUGGCAAGGACAAACAUGAAAAAUACUCCAAGAAAUGGGAAACCUUUGAUGAUGUUGAAGAAGAUGAUGAUGAAAAUUGUCACCCAAAUCUGUUUGCUCAAUCUACUAAGCAAGAUACAAAGGGAUAUCAUGGCAUGAAUACCAGCAUUGAUAAGGGGUUUAAGUAUAACCCUUUCUUUGAUGUAUAGUUCUUCUCCUAAAUCUCUCAACUGUUGUUCCCAUGAACCAGAACCCUUUCUGGUAUCACCCUAUCUGUUAUUCUUAUGAUUUCUGCAAAACAUUAUAUAAAUGAUAGGCAAGUUUAUUCUUGCAUUCA
Molecule: messenger RNA, 1735 nt
Organism: Ipomoea nil (Japanese morning glory)
Lineage: Eukaryota; Viridiplantae; Streptophyta; Magnoliopsida; Solanales; Convolvulaceae
Exons: 5
Coding region: 153-1607 (484 amino acids)
Source: RefSeq, a predicted model, not a curated record